CAUCACCACAUACACCCCACUUCAUACAAGCACCACCGUAUACCCCAAACCCUUACAGACAAUCUGUAACCUAACAAUCAAUAUGGAAACCGUCAACAAUGUCGCCAGUGCUGCGAGCAAGCUCAUUUGGGGAGAGGGCGAGCAGGCCCAGGAGCGCACCACGACCAACGAGACUGGCGGUUUAGAACCCCUCUCGGGCGAGCAGGGCAAAGGCACUGUGAGCGAGCCUUUUGACAAGGGCAAUUCGGAGAAUCCCAUCUCCGGUGAACGCAUAUCCGCCGCAUCCCCCUCUCCCGGCUUCGGUCAAACCUCCACUACGACUGGCGGGAUCUCGCACCCAGAGAACGAGACCUCCAAGACCGGCGACGUGUCUGCCCCUUCCACAUCCACCUCAACUAGCAAUCCCGGCCCCAACCCUACCUCCGCGGCUGCCGGCGGUGUUCCACAUCCCGAGCAUGAGACCUCCAAGACCGGCGUCGUAGGCAGCAUGGGCUCCGACCCCAAGGGCAGCGACGUGCGGCCCACCGAAUCCGCGGCCCACACCGGUGCACCACCUGAGUCUGGUGCCGCUCCAACUCAGAAGCAGCAGGGCGCCGCAAACCCGACCGACGAGCCGGAGAAGGGCGAGUCGAAGUCAAAGUCGACGAUGAACGUCGACGACAUCGACGGCGAGGAGGCGCUGAAGAAGAAGGACCCGAACGACCACUCGGGCGAGCCGAUGCAUAUGCAUGGUGGCGACGGUGGUAGCGAGGAGAAGAAGAAGACGAAGCUUGAGGAGAGGCGGGAGAGCAAGGCAGGCCAGGAGGGCGGACAGGAGCUCGGCAAGGAGGAGCACGGGACCGGCGAGCAGUGGGUGAAGAGCACUGGCCUCGCGGCCGAAGGCGGCGAUUUCGAUGCUACCAAGCCUGGCGCCGGUCGCGAAGCCGACCGCCUCUUGGAGCAGAAGGGCAUCCACAAGAGCAAGCCCGACGAGACUGCGAAGGACGACACCUCGACCGCCUCCCCGACGCCCUCGGGCACCAAGGAGAAGGUCAGCCUGGCCGACAAGGUCAAGAACAAGCUGCACAUCGGCCACAAGGAUAAGCCGUAAAUGGCUCUUCUUGUCCACCGAGUUACACACACAUACCCAUACCCUUGCGAUUCCUAUUCUGGCGUUGUGUUAGUAUGAUUACGAAACCCGGAUGGCUAGCUGGCAGGCUGCGAAUUUGACGGGGCAACCAUGACAGCGGCGCUGGCCUGGCGCGGGUUUCUUUUCUCUUUCUCUUGAAUUACCUUUGUAUACUUAGUUUCUUACUUCGAUAAUGAAGUUAUGAUCCAAUGAUUACAUCGCUCACGUGCAAAGGGAAGGCAUGGAUGAAGUAUUACACUGUCUCGCGCUCUCAUUUAAUGUCAUACACGUCAUUG
This is a messenger RNA of Mytilinidion resinicola, 1404 nucleotides long. RefSeq lists its product as uncharacterized. The coding region runs from base 83 to 1090 and encodes 335 amino acids. NCBI's taxonomy places the organism in Eukaryota, Fungi, Ascomycota, Dothideomycetes, Mytilinidiales, Mytilinidiaceae. The transcript is spliced from 4 exons. The record is from RefSeq and is a predicted model, not a curated record.